Messenger RNA from Parasteatoda tepidariorum (common house spider), 2576 nucleotides. RefSeq lists its product as uncharacterized. Gene Ontology annotation, biological process: regulation of DNA-templated transcription. The record is from RefSeq and is a predicted model, not a curated record. Gene Ontology annotation, molecular function: DNA-binding transcription factor activity, RNA polymerase II-specific; RNA polymerase II cis-regulatory region sequence-specific DNA binding. NCBI's taxonomy places the organism in Eukaryota, Metazoa, Arthropoda, Arachnida, Araneae, Theridiidae.
CUCACUUCACCCAGUCACCAAUUCCUAAAAUGACCAAAAAUCAUCAGAAUUAGAUGAAUCUUCUAAGUGGUGGGCGGGUAGAAAUAGUUAUCAAUAAACGUAAACAGAUUCAUGCAAAAAAUUUAAGCAAUUAAAUGUGUCUUAGAUUUAUAAUGUUGAAAACACCCGUAUUUUGACUAAAUUUAUGUGAAGUGUAUUCAUAAAAAUAUUAAUUAAGUAUGUUUUCUUGAAGAUAAUCAUAUUUUAUUGCACCAUCUUCUUUAUAUUGAAAAAAAAACCCUCAUCUUUUGGAGUAAGAAAAAUCAGCAAAAGAAGAAACAUCUUUGUUGUUUAAGUGGAUAAUAUUCAUGCUGCAUAAAUAAUUUGAUUUGUUUUUCUUAAGUUGGAUACAGUAGCCAGUAUUUCGUGACACUUGAUGUUUACCUUAGAUUCUUUAAACUAGUUUCUACUGCCACUGUGAAAAGUUGAAGAAAUUGGUUUACAUUGCCUAAAGACUAUAAUAUUGUGUGGUAUUUAAAAACGAUGUCUAAUUGUUGUUCAUUCAUUCCAUUGUAUAACUUAUAUGUAUUGAUAAUAGUUUAAACACUUAUUAUGCUUAGUUACUGAUAAUAAUUUAAAUACUUCUUUUAGAGUAUUUUAAUGUAAUGUGUAGUAAUUUUCACUUACAUCAGUUACUCAAUCAACAGGAAAAUAUUAUUCUUGUAAAAUUACUGUUGUAGCUUUUAUAAAAAAAUUCCAGGUCUUAACCGUAAACUAAUGCUGAAAAGUCUAAAACAGUAAUAGAAACUGAAAUCUAAGUCAGUACACACUUAUAUAUCCUUAUCAUUACAGCUCAUAUAAAUAUCUUCAAUAACAUAAUUAAGCUAUAUAAAAGUUAUUAGAUCCCAAUCAGUAUAACUCACAAAGUAUAAUAAUGCUCUAAACUCAUACAGAUAACAUCUUUUUGAGUAUGUAGUAAGAAAUUUUCAAUGAAAAUGAAUUCAAAUCAACACGAUGGCACACAUAGCAGUGAAAAGCCUUAUUCUUCUGACCUAUGUAAUAAAAGUUUCUCACAUAAGAGAAUAUUGUCUACUCACAGAUAUGCUCUUACUGGUGAAAAACCUUAUUCUUGCAGUGAAUGUAAUAAGAGUUUUUCAAGAAAGUCAAGUCUGAGUUUACACAUUCGUAAUCAUACAGGAGAGAAACUAUAUUCUUGUGGUAUAUGUAAUAAAAGUUUUGCUUGUGGCACUAAACUCUCUCAGCACAGCCUGGUUCAUACUGGGGAGAAACCUUAUUCUUGUAGUGCAUGCAAUAAAAGUUUUUCACGGAAUGCUCAUCUAACUGAUCACAGUCGCACUCAUACUGGUGAAAAGCCUUAUACUUGUGAGAUAUGCAAUAAAAGUUUUUCACGGGAGACAACAUUGACUGAGCACAGACGAGUUCAUACUGGUGAAACACCGUAUUCUUGCAGUGAAUGUAAUAAGAGUUUUGCACAACAGUCAGCACUGUCUAUACACUAUCGCAUUCAUACAGGAGAGAAACCAUAUUCUUGUGAUGUAUGUAAUAAGAGUUUUUCAAGAAAGUCAUCACUGACUUUACACAUUCGCAAGCAUACUGGAGAGAAACCACAUUCUUGUGGUAUAUGUAAUAAAAGUUUUUCACGUGAAAGUACACUGUCUGUUCACAGCCGGGUUCAUACUGGGGAGAAACCUUAUUCUUGUAGUGCAUGCAAUAAAAGUUUUUCACAGAAGUCGCAUCUAACUGAUCACAGUCGCUCUCAUACUGGUGAAAAGCCUUAUUCUUGUGAAAUAUGCAAUAAAAGUUUUUCACAAAGGACAGCAUUGACUGUGCACAGACGUGUCCAUACCAGAGAGAUGCCUUAUUCUUGCAGUGCAUGUAAUAAAAGUUUUACAACGAAACAAAACUUAACUGCACACCUUUAUACAGGACAGCAUUUGUCCAGAUACAGCCGUGUUCAUACUGGUGAAAAACCUUGAUCCUGUAGUGUAUGUAAUAAGAGUUUUUCAAAAAGGAAGAAUUUAACUGAACAGUUGCACUCAUACAGGGGAGAAGCCUUAUUCUUGUAGUAUAUUUGCUAUAAGAGAUUUUUGUUGAAGAUAAUUUUGACUCAUCACAUUUGAACACACUGAUUCUUGUUACUUGUGUAAUAAAAGUUUUUUAUCGGGGCAUGUUCUGUUCAGACAUAGGCAUGUUCAUAGUGAGAAACCUUUUUCUUGUGGUGUAUGUAAUAAUAGUUCUUCACAGAAGCAUAAUUAAACUAUACACAGUCGCACUCUUGCUGGUGAAAAACCUUAUCCUUGUCACAAAUGUAAAAAAAAACUUUUUCUAUAGAAAGUGUACUGUCUGUGCACAAUCAUAUUCAUACUGGGGAGAAACAUUAUUCUUAUAGUAUAUGUUAUAAGAGUUUUUCCUGAAAGGAUCUUCUAACUCUGCACAGUCAAGUUCAUUCUAUUGAAAAUUCUUAUUCUUCUGAGAUGCGUUAAGAAAAUUUUUACUGAAGUUUACCCUAAAUGUCAUCAGUUUUGUUAAUACUAUUGAGUGUAAAAAUUAGUAAUAAAAGUUUUAUUUUUACAUUA